CAAUAAUUUGGGAACCCCAUCCCCCAACCUUCCAUAUCUCGUAGACUACCUGCACGAUUCAGCUCGUUGCGACGACGUGAGCUGUGCCGCUUCUCUUCAAUUUCCGCGGAUCCCGUGGUGAACCACGAACUCGGAGACUCUUGCUUGCUUUUAUUUCACCUCGACGGCGUAAAAGCUUCGUUCUUUCACUCAACCCCGAUUUUUAUUUACUCAAUCCGGGUUAUCAAUCCAAGCUUCAACAAUUCAUUGCAUUUGCCUUUUUUCCUCCCUUACUAUAUAUAGCCGUUUCCCAUUCUCUGACCUGAUAGCGGAAGGUGUAAGACCAUCAUGCACUCUCUCAUCAAUUUCAAGAGCGCCCUCGUGGCAAUUGUCUUAUACAUAUUCUACCGCAUUAUCGUGUCCAAGUUAGCCUCAUUCCGGAAUGCACAAAAAGCAAAGGCACUCGGCUGCGAGCCAGUAUAUAUGCGCCCAAACCGACUCCCUUUUGGGAUUGACCAGUAUGUGAUUCUUGCCCAUGAAUUCAGAUCUUGGACAUAGUGGCCAACAUGGAGCUUUCUGCUCCCUCUCCCCUCCCCCUUCACCCCUCGAUCUUCAUUCUCUGUAGGGAGAUAUAAAUGCUGAUGUACCGUAGUUUAUUGGUUUCAAUCAAUGCUGUCAAGGACGGAACCUUCCUCACCGUGAUCGAGGACUUUUUCGUGGAUAUCGGUGGCCGCCAUACCUUCUCAACAUCGGUGCUUGGUGGUAUCGAAACUCUUACUGUGGAGCCAACCAACAUUCAAGCCAUGCUAGCUACCCAAUUUGAAGACUUUGAUCUUGGAGAUAGACGAAGAGGUACAAUGGAUCCUUUCCUGGGAUCGGGCAUUUUUACUCAAGAUGGAAAGAGGUGGCAGCAUUCUCGCGCUAUGCUGAGACCCCAAUUUGUGAGAGAGCAAGUCAGUGAUCUUGUGACGGAAGAAGAACAUGUUCAGAACUUGUUCAGCGUGUUGCCAACCCCCUCGACUGAUGGCUGGACAGCUGAAGUGGAUUUACAACCGCUUUUUUUCAAUUUGACACUUGACGCGGCUUCACAGUUUUUGCUUGGCGAAUCGACAUACAGUCAACUUACCGAUCCUACGUCCGACAAGAGGGUUGCUGACUUUGCCAAAUGUUUCGAUGUUGGCACUCGUGGACUCUCUAAGAAAUUUUCCUACGGUCCAUUUUCGACGUUGUUGCAUCCUACAGGGUGGAAAGCAGCAGUCUCCACAUGCCACAAUUUUAUUGAUGAUGUUAUCGGCAAGCGUCUUGAAAACAUGGAUAGGAAGAAAAUCGUUGGGGAUUCAGAAGAUGAGAGGAAUCGCUACGUCUUCUUGGAAGCACUGGCUCAGGAGACUCGAGAUGUUUUAGAGCUUCGAUCGCAGAUUCUUAACAUUCUUCUUGCCGGACGAGACACCACAGCUGCCACCCUUGGUUGGACCUUCUUCCAACUUGUUCGCCACCCAGAAGUCUAUCAAAGAUUGCGUAAAAUCAUUCUCCGCGAAUUUGGAACGUAUUCGGAAUGCGUACCGCAUAGGGAUAUUUCGUUUCAAAAGUUGAAAAGCUGCUCUUAUCUUCAACACACCUUGAGCGAGACUCUCAGGCUAUUUCCUGUGGUUCCUUGGAACAACAGAGUUGCUAACAAAGAUACGAGUCUGCCUACCGGAGGUGGUCCAGAUGGGAAGAGGAAGAUUUUCGUUCCUAAGGGAGGACAAAUCAGCUACUCGGUUCAUGUGAUGCAACGAAGAAAAGACCUCUGGGGCGAAGACGCAGCUGAAUUCAAGCCAGAGAGGUGGGAGGGAAGAAAAAUGGGCUGGGACUUUAUACCUGUAAGUAACACACAGACCUGCCUUGAGUUUUUGAUGAGGAUUGAUAAUGACAAACCGCUCCCUAGUUUAAUGGUGGCCCUCGAAUCUGUUUGGGACAACAAUAUGCCAUAACAGAGGCAAGCUAUAUUAUCGUCCGACUCCUCCAAAGGUUCGAUGACAUGAAGAACAUGGAUCCAAGCCUCGAGCCUCGAUACGAAAUGGGCUUGACUGUAUGCCCAAGCGAGGUGAAAGUGAAAAUGCAUGAAGCUUGAGCUUUGUUCUUUACAUGUACAGAUAAACAUGGAUACAAGGAUACUGGCGGGGACAUAUCUAUAAUGAUACAAAUCGAGGUUCUUAGCAUAGGCGACGACAAGGCUGUAUAUUCAAGUGCUAGGAACAUAUAAUGCAGUGCCUAGUAUUGUUUAUAUAUUAGAGUAAUAUACGU
Molecule: messenger RNA, 2265 nt
Organism: Hymenoscyphus albidus
Lineage: Eukaryota; Fungi; Ascomycota; Leotiomycetes; Helotiales; Helotiaceae
Source: the annotation of a GenBank genome assembly